This is a messenger RNA of Pomacea canaliculata, 1536 nucleotides long. NCBI's taxonomy places the organism in Eukaryota, Metazoa, Mollusca, Gastropoda, Architaenioglossa, Ampullariidae. The record is from the annotation of a RefSeq genome assembly.
AUGCGAUGGUUAUCUUCGACGAAUCAUAAAGAUAUUGGUACUCUUUAUAUCUUAUUUGGGGUAUGAUCAGGCCUAGUUGGGGCUGGUUUAAGCUUACUUAUUCGUGCUGAGUUAGGGCAACCUGGUGCUUUACUAGGAGAUGACCAGCUUUAUAAUGUCAUUGUUACAGCUCAUGCUUUUGUCAUAAUUUUUUUCUUAGUUAUACCUAUAAUAAUUGGUGGAUUUGGUAACUGAUUGGUGCCACUAAUAUUAGGAGCUCCUGACAUGGCUUUUCCGCGUCUUAAUAACAUGAGAUUUUGAUUAUUACCACCUUCUCUAUUACUACUAUUAUCGUCUGCUGCUGUUGAGAGUGGUGCUGGAACUGGAUGAACAGUAUACCCCCCUUUAGCUGGUAAUUUAGCUCAUGCGGGUGGUUCUGUUGAUUUAGCAAUUUUUUCUCUACACUUAGCGGGUGCUUCUUCUAUUUUAGGAGCAGUGAAUUUUAUUACAACGGUAAUUAAUAUACGAUGACGAGGUAUACAAUUUGAACGUCUUCCUUUAUUUGUAUGGUCAGUUAAAAUUACGGCUAUUUUAUUGCUCUUAUCAUUGCCGGUUCUUGCAGGUGCUAUUACUAUAUUAUUGACUGAUCGAAAUUUUAAUACAUCUUUUUUUGACCCUGCGGGUGGGGGAGAUCCUAUUUUGUAUCAACAUUUGUUUUGAUUUUUUGGUCAUCCUGAAGUAUAUAUUUUAAUUCUUCCUGGCUUUGGGAUGAUUUCUCAUAUUGUAAGCCAUCAUUCUUCUAAAAAAGAAAUUUUUGGUACUUUAGGAAUAAUUUAUGCUAUAUUAGCGAUUGGUCUUUUAGGUUUUAUUGUUUGAGCCCAUCAUAUGUUUACAGUUGGUAUGGAUGUUGAUACUCGAGCUUAUUUUACAGCUGCUACUAUAAUUAUUGCUGUACCAACUGGUAUUAAAGUAUUUAGUUGACUUGCUACUAUUUAUGGAAGUAAAAUUAAAUAUGAAACUCCAAUGCUUUGAGCCUUAGGGUUUAUUUUUUUAUUUACAGUGGGUGGAUUAACAGGUAUUGUGUUAUCAAAUUCUUCUUUAGAUAUUAUGUUACAUGAUACUUAUUAUGUGGUGGCUCAUUUUCACUAUGUAUUGUCUAUAGGGGCUGUAUUUGCCUUAUUUGGAGCUUUUAAUUAUUGAUUCCCACUUUUAAGUGGAGUUACUUUGCAUAGUCGUUGAACAAAAGUUCAUUUUUAUGUAAUGUUUAUUGGAGUUAAUAUAACUUUCUUUCCACAGCAUUUUUUAGGUUUAAGAGGUAUACCUCGUCGUUAUUCUGAUUAUCCAGAUUGCUAUACCGAAUGAAAUGUUAUUUCUUCUAUAGGAUCUAUAAUUUCUUUUACAGCUGUUUUAUAUUUUAUAGUUAUUAUUUGAGAAGCUCUAAUUAGUCAACGAAGUGUAAUUUGAAGACUACAUUUAGUUACUGCUUUAGAGUGAGAUAAUAUUUUACCUGCAGAUUUUCAUAAUGCACCAGAAACAGGUGCAUUGGUUGUAGCUUAG